Dreissena polymorpha is the source of this 2866-nucleotide messenger RNA. Its product is annotated as beta-1,3-galactosyltransferase 6-like. Gene Ontology annotation, molecular function: UDP-galactosyltransferase activity. Gene Ontology annotation, cellular component: membrane. Lineage: Eukaryota; Metazoa; Mollusca; Bivalvia; Myida; Dreissenidae. The transcript has 2 exons. Bases 190 to 1158 code for a protein of 322 amino acids. The record is from RefSeq and is a predicted model, not a curated record. Gene Ontology annotation, biological process: glycosaminoglycan biosynthetic process.
CACAUCAUGUGUAUUUUAAUGACAAGAUACGCUAUCUGAUGUAUAAACGUCGUCGGUUGCAAGUAAACCGGAUAAAUAUUUCGGAUAGGCUACGGACCACUACAAUAUUACGAAUGCUGACAUCUGUAUUGUUCACUUGAACAAAACAGUUUUAAAUCGUUGAUUAAAUAGCUACCUUCAGUGAAGAAAAUGAUUUUUCGAACAAGACGGUUUUCCAAAAACCUUUUUAUUUUUGGCAUAUGCGCAUGUGCUUUAUGGAUAUUUGCAAGGUCUGUGUUUCAUUGUCAAUCUAGUCAAAAUGAUAGUGCAAGAAAUGUAGAAAAUAAUAAGAAAGACUACCACUUUUCCACAAAUUUACUAAUAGUUGUGUUAUCAGCUCCAAGUCACAAAGAAGUUCGAGAUGUGAUAAGACAAACAUGGGCUUCAAAACCCCCUUUAGAAGUUAAGAUACGCUUUGUUGUUGGUGUGAAACACUUACCUUUAAAUGUAGAGGCUGAUUUGAAAAAUGAGCAGCAGCUCCAUAAUGAUCUUAUAUCUCUUGAAAAGUUUGAGGAUUCGUACAAUGCUUUGACAAUGAAACUUAUAGAAACAUUCAAAUUUGUGAAUCAGCAUGUUAGAUUUAAUUUUUUAAUGAAAGUUGAUGAGGACAGUUUUGUACGUGUUGAUAAAGUCUCAGAUGAGCUUUUGUCUAAGCCGCAAGAGAGGUUGUAUUGGGGAUUCUUUGAUGGUCGAGCACAUGUAAAGAAAUCUGGAAAGUGGGAAGAAAGGGACUACGUGUUAUGUGACAGAUAUUUGCCAUAUGCUUUAGGGGGAGGUUAUGUGCUCUCAAAGGACUUAAUUACUUAUGUUGCUGAAAACAGCCACUUAUUUAGCAUUUUUAAGAGUGAAGAUGCUUCUUUAGGGACCUGGUUAGGCCCCCUGAAUAUUCACAGGAGCCAUGACACUAACUUUGAUACGGAGUUUGUUUCUCGUGGAUGUUUCAACUCCUAUAUAGUAACUCAUAAAAAGUCACCGGAUGAUUUAAAAGAGUUGCAAAAUAACAUGAUCAAGUUAGGCCAGCUUUGUACGCAAGAAAAGCGAACUCGCUUGUCUUACGAGUAUGACUGGACAGUUUCUCCGACAAAAUGCUGUGAAAGGAAAGAUCCUUCCAUUCCUUAGGUUGUUUAUUCCUUGACAUAAAGGAGUGUUAAUCAAUAAUUCAUCAACAUUCUAUCUUUGACUGCGGUCACAGCUUCCUACAAGCUUCUCAAUUCUGGGAGAUUCUAUCUAGCUGCCCUAUGUCUUGCCCAUCUGCUUGGAAGGUUCCAGUUGAGGGAUUGCCUUGUAGUAUUGGAUGCAUGCUUGCAAAGGUUGUGGCCUUUCGAUUGCCAAUGUCUCUGAAAGAUGUCUUCUUCAACAGGCUGCUGUGUUCUUCUUUGUUGGUGAUCUUGUGUGGCCAGCAGAUCUUAAGGAUUUCCUGAGGCAGAUGUUGAUGAAGACCCGAAAUUUCUUCAUGUAGGUGACUAUGGUUUUCCAGGUUUCUGCUACAAUAAGAAGUAUUGGCUUAUCGAUAGUAUGAAAGAGCCUGAACUUGAUGUUGAUGCCUAUAGCCUUGAAUCCCCAGAUCAAUUUUUGGUGGUUUGAUUUCCUGCUUCAUGUUUUCUUUAUUGUCAAUAUAUAUAAUCAUUUAAAAUGUGUCCUUCCUUUAUUUGUUAAGUUGUUAUAUAUAAUAAAAAAUGUUGUUUACAUUUAAUGUUAGAAGCCCCAUAAGAGUAAACGGUAAUACAAAUUCAAAAGUUUUAUAUAGUCAUUUAUGUGUUUUUUAUGCCCCCUUUCGAAGAAAAGGGGGUAUAUAGUUUUCGCACUGUCUGUCAGUCUGUCACACUUUUCGUGUCCGCUCUCUAAUUCAAAUAGUUUUCAUCCGAUCUUUACGAAACUUGGUCAGAAGUUGUAUCUAGACAAUAUCUAGUUCAAGUAUGGGUCAUGCCGGGUCAAAAACUAAGUCAUGGGGUCGAAAAAAACAAAUCCAAGGGAAGUAAUAAGCUUAAAAUGGACAUAAUUAUCUGACCUGCCAAAUUAUAUAUUUUUGUUAAAUAAAUAAAAGCGGCGCAGUAGGCGGUAUUGUGUUUCUGACAAACACAUCGUGGUAAAAGGUCAAGGUCAUCAUUCAAGGUCUAAGGUCAAAAAUACAGAUCUAAGGGAAGUAAUAAGCUUAAAAGGGAGAUAAUUAUUCAAUAUUUAACAUAGCAACUUGAUAUUUGGCAUGCAUGUGUAUCUCAAGGAGCUGCAUAUUUUGAGUGGCUAAAGGUCAAGGUCAUCGUUCAAGGUCAAAGGUCAAAUUUAUGGCUUCAAAGCGGCACAAUAGGGGGCAUUGUGUUUUUGACAAACACAUCUCUUGUUUUUAAAUGAUAUAAUUAUCAUUUCUGUCCUGUACUAAUUUGUGAAUGGUAGGGUUCAUUACAUACCUGUGGACUUAUGUCCAUAGAUACAUGAUGAACUCUGGCUAUGAUCUCUUUGAUAAACCACAGGCCUUGGUUGUCAGUGAUGUCUGACUUGGUCAUUUUUGACUGUCUACAGACCCCCAGCCCCCUGGUUGGAUUGGACAAAAUCCAACGGAAGUAAUAAGCUUAAAAGGAAGAUGAUUUCUAUACCUGCCAAAUGAAAAAUAGAAAAGCUAUUUCAAAGCGGCGCAGUAGGGGGCAUUGUGUUUCUGACAAACACAUCUCUUGUUAUUCUAGGCAUCAUUAUCAUAAUGUUUUUGUGUUAAAUCAGUUAUAUUAUAUAUAUAUAUAUAUAUAUUUUUUUGUACUUCCAAUUCAUUCAAAUAAAUUAUGUCACCUUGUCGAUCUGAUAAUUGCUGUAUAAAAAAUAUAACUUUAUUAGUUCA